UCCCGCCUGCCAGAGGUUUCUCGACUUACCCGACGUACCGUCUGAAGUGUUUCACCAAUCAGGUGGAAUCGUGACAAGUCCUGUUUUAGGGAGAGUUACGUGGAUUUACGAAUGAUCGUGGGAAUGCUUUCAACAGGCUUUUGUCUUUUUCUGAAGAUUGAAAGAGACAGGGAGAGAGAGAGAGAGAGAGAAAGAGUGGCAGAAAAGUGCAGUUUUAGGGGAUAAAUUAAUUUUAGAUGAUAGAGAGAGACGAUAGUAAAUGCUUUGGCUGCUACAGGUCAUCGGAGUGUACAACUCGCAUCGGAUUGGCUCCUCGCACACGUUAGAGAUCCAUCUUUGAACAGCAACGACCCCAGAGAAUAUAUUCUUUAUGCUUGUCCCACUGGAGCUUUUGCGGAGAAACUUCUUAAUUUAUGGACGGAGAGCAAGGAGUUGGGAUGGAACGGAGCUCAUAACUUUAUGCCCCACGUUACUCUGGUUUCGUUCUUUAAAGCACCCGACGAGUGUGCAGAGAGGGUAGCAGCGGCACUGGAAAGCGUCGUCGACAAGAACGACUGUUUAGAUCGUAUCGGUCUAGAAGCUUACAUCUCGCCUAAUUUUAUGGGCUUAUUCGUCGAAGACAAACCUGCCGAAUGGCUCAAAUCGGUUGCUGUUCGUUACGUUGCUCAGCUAGCAAAUUUAGGAAUCACUGCCGAACCUCAAACGAAAUCGCUGCACCUCACGUUAGCAUAUCAGUUCUCUAGCAGUCUCUUUCAGCCACUAGCAUCUAUGGUUCAAAGGCUAGGACCCCUGGGCACUCCGGCCAAUUGGGAGCUGAGAUUGUACUCCAGAGAUCCUCGGUUACAUAACGCUCAUGUACAUAAAGUUACGCACGCUCAUGUUCCUCGAGAACACGACGAAUUAGAGCUAAGACCGGGAGAUUAUAUUUAUUUACCGGAAGGAGCGUGUAAAUCGUCAAUUGAUGGAUGGGUAGAGGGUAUUUCAUGGCUCACCGGCAUUACAGGGUAUCUCCCUUUAAAUCAUACCAAACGUACUGCAGAAUCCGACUCGUGGACACUCCAUGCUACCGUUCGAAUAACCAGUAGUAAAAUAGAAACCGUGGAUGAAGAAUUAUCCGAGGGUAGAAAGUUACCAAUUUUAUCGUCUACCGAAUCUCUGGAUACUCCAGACGGCAUAGCACCAGAUACUGAACCGAUGGAAGCAUCACAGCCGCCUUCGAUAUUAGCAAGACAAAUUUUUAUUUGUCGACACGGAGAGCGAGUGGAUUUCACAUUCGGUACUUGGAUUCCAUACUGUUUCGAGCCCGAUGGUUGUUACGUUCGUCGCGAUCUAAAUAUGCCUAAAGAAUUGCCGCCGAGAAAUAUUCAAGACUUUCAGAAUGACAGUCCUUUGACGACCUUGGGCGAAUUGCAGGCAAGCUUGGUCGGAAAGGCAAUGAAGUCGUCGGACGUUAAAGUGGACGUGGCCUUUGCUUCACCGUCCCUAAGAUGCGUCCAGACUCUGUCAAAGAUCUUGAAGGGCCUUAAUUCCGAUAUUCCUAUUAAGAUAGAACCUGGGUUCAUCGAGUGGCUUGCAUGGUAUCCUAAUGGUUUACCGACUUGGAUGACUCCUACGGAGUUAUUAGAAGCUGGCUUCAAUAUCGAUCAAAACUACCGUCCUAUUAUACAAACCAACGAGCUUCCGUCAAGAGAGAAUGCUGCACAGUAUUAUGAACGAAGUUUCGAAUUGAUUAAGAAGAUCAUUGAAAAUACAGCAGGUAAUGUUUUAAUAGUGGCCCACGCAGCAUCCUUGGCAGCAUGCACCAGACAACUUACCGGUGGAAGAGUGCCACCAGCGGCAGAAGUGACACGUCUGGUACAAAGAGUUCCAUACUUGGCAUGUUUAACAGCUCAUAAGGGUCUCAAAGGAUGGCAACUUCAUCCUCCACCGUUUCCACCGAUCACGCAUACUAGUAAUAGUAGAUUUGAUUGGAAAAUCUUAACGUAGACUAGGUCAAUGUUUGGACAACUUAAAGACAUUUCCAAUUUCCAACUUGCACGAAGUAUGCGCAAUCGUAAGACUGGCGAUACAAUGAAUUUUGUGCAUUAGUACCUCAAACUGUCCGAAAAGUAGGAAACCUCUCAAGUAUUACAAAUCAAAUCAGCUAUAUAGCACGAGAGUACGUAGGUGUGAAUACAUAGUGAGUAUAUUUCAUCGACAUCAAUUGUGCCUCAGAAAUCGGUGAAUUCCUUCAGCUCAAUUGAUUUCAACGCAAACGAAAUCAAGGCGAUGGCCUUUUUAACUAUCCCUAUAAGAGAAUGAAAAUUAACGCGAAUUCUUUAAUUAGUACGAACACUGGAAUUCUAUUUUGUCUUCUUAAUAUCCAAUGUUGAAGUAGAAAGUAAAUGUUUCAAAUUUAUAUUACUUAUAAUGUACAAUGUACUUAAAUUCAAUGCCUAGUACGACGUAAGUAGGAAAUGAAUAUCGCUGUAUAGUAUUAUGCGAACGAAAAUUGUUCUAUAGAAUCGAACAAGUUACGAAAAACAUGGGCUAUCGUUAGGGAACUUGUUGUCAAUUAUUUAUAACUCGCAUUUUUAAAUCUUUACAUGUUUCACGGAUGGUGUUAAAAACAUGUAUUUACAGCAGUUAAUGCAAUUUCACCUUUUACAGAUUAUAAUAAGUACAUAUUAUAUAUGAAUAUCAGUAACAUUGGCACGAUCCUUACCGUUAUGUUUACCAAAGAGAAUAUACUAUACGUGUAUAUGAAAAUAUUUUAUUAAAAAAUAAAAGAUAAACCAAA
Molecule: messenger RNA, 2779 nt
Organism: Orussus abietinus
Lineage: Eukaryota; Metazoa; Arthropoda; Insecta; Hymenoptera; Orussidae
Gene: Epp
Product: protein UBASH3A homolog
Exons: 4
Coding region: 460-1986 (508 amino acids)
Molecular function (GO): protein binding
Source: RefSeq, a predicted model, not a curated record